GUAUGGUAGUCAGCUGAUACGUGGUAAGGUAGAUGUAGAAGGAAACAAAAAAGUUGGCUUGUGGAUUUUCUUUUACUGUCUGGGAUUUGACUGUUUUACGCUUACAAAAUGUCAUUUAAACGAGAAGGGAACGAUCAAAGUCAACUGAAUGUCCUUAAGAAACGACGUGUCGCUGACCUUCUCGCGAAUUUCAUUCCAGAAGACGAAGCUGCUUUAAUGAAGAAUGGAAGGUACACUUGUUUAGUGUGUUCCCAUCGUCCCAUUUUUGAUACUGUCGACAUGCUGACAGUUCAUCGAAAGGGAAAAAAGCACUUGGAAGGAAUGAAGUGGUUCUAUCGAAAGAAAACACAGUUGCAGAGAGAUUUUGAAAAGCAUCAUCACCACAGUUAUGUUGCCAAAGAGGAAGAACAGCAGGAGGCUUCCAGUUCUGCCCCUCUUUUGACCCAAACUAGAAAAAUUACCCAUCAUGCAUUGCUGAAAGCAACUCCGUACAGCAGUUGUCACAAAAGAAGCAGCACCAAGACGGAACAGGAACAGGAACACAGCAAUAUUUCCUCCAUGUGCCAGCCUAUCCAGGACGGCAGCAGGCAUUCAUCACACCAAACACAGGGUGCCAGCUCAAAUGCCAAGUCAUCCACAGCUUCUGACACAAGUGCUGCUGCAGGUCAUCAGCAUGGUGAGCGAAAGGGAGAGGUAAAGAAGAGAGGGCCACAGCAGAAUGACCCCCCAGAUGGAGAGCCAAUGACAGAACAGCACCGGAAGGAAUUGGAACACUACCUCAAACUGAAAAGCGAUGGCUGGCUGCGGGACCGGAGUGGCAAUUGGAUUAAGGAUGAAAAUGUGGAGUUUGAUUCAGAUGAAGAUGAACCGCCUCCUGUUUCCCAAACGUAAACAUUGUGCAUUCCUCUGUGAUACCAGAGUUCACAGAUCCAGUUUGAUGCAAUCAAUUCAAUUUGCCAUGCAAAUCCUCUGGACCUCAAAGGCUGCUGUUGAACUGACUCUUUUCAUGAGUGAUGUAUUAAUGCUAUACCAACGAGUGCUGGAAACUCAGAGUCUUAUAUUUGUCUAUAUAUUUGUUAAUAUACUUUUGUAAAAUAUUUGCUAA
This is a messenger RNA of Alosa sapidissima (American shad), 1105 nucleotides long. It is a transcript of the gene scnm1, whose product is annotated as sodium channel modifier 1. The record is from RefSeq and is a predicted model, not a curated record. Gene Ontology annotation, biological process: RNA splicing. The transcript is spliced from 8 exons. Bases 109 to 891 code for a protein of 260 amino acids. Gene Ontology annotation, cellular component: nucleus. NCBI's taxonomy places the organism in Eukaryota, Metazoa, Chordata, Actinopteri, Clupeiformes, Clupeidae.